CGCACAAGAUAUAUCUGCUAUCCUGGUCUAGCUGACGUAUAAUACCUGUAGCAGCCCAUUGGUCGUCCAUCACGCGACAAUUGCAGCGAUUGGCCGCCGAUGACGUGAUACGCGGUCGAAGCUGCCGUGAGAACCCCUCAUACGCACCUACAUUCGUUUUUCAUUCUCCAUCUUGAAAUACGCAUUGUAACCCCUUAACGUUUUUUUCGCAUAUUGUAAAGAGUUUAGCUAAAUAUACGCAAGAAGUCAAACCAGCAGUUUUUUCUUCACUCCUCAAGUAAAAGGCCAAACCAAAAUACGCAAAGCCAGCCAAAUACGCAUACAUAAAGUGUGGUCCUUCGAGCCGGAUAUUUGGAGAAGCUAAUUAUUUGAGAGACGCUAUUUGGUGGAGAAUACAGUGCAUCAUCGUGCUUUCGAUUGAACCUGCCUACUGUCUGCUGACUUGCAAUUUCGAAACACCAGCUAAAGGUUUCUUAUUUACGCUUCAUUGGCAAAUUGUAAGUACUUACAGCUUUUUACUACAGUGCAAUCAUGACUAGUGAACUAAAAGUUGAGGAUAUUUUAAAAGAUUUAAAGAAAAAACGAGGUUUCAUUAAGUGUAGGUUAACGAACUUUAAAAAAUAUGUUUCCUCCUUUGAAAACGUCGAGUUAUCUGUUCAUCAGCGAGCAGAAUUAAAAUUACGUAUUCCGGGAGCUCAAAAUUUAUUGAAUGAUUUCAAUCAAGUGCAAAAUAAGCUUGAAGAUCUUGCCCCAGCUUCAGAAUUCGAAAAAUUGAUCGAAUCACGCGCAGAAUUCGAAAAAGAAUACUAUGUUGUUCUUGGUAUGUUAGAUUGCAUGGUAAAUCCCGAAACCUCCGGUGAAAGGUCGGUCAAUAGGUCUUUUGAGUGCUCCUUGGUACCUGAAUGUAAUGCGCAUAGUGGUGAGUCUGUUAAAUUACCUACUAUAUCUAUUCCUAGCUUUGACGGUUCAAAUGAACACUGGAUAGAAUUUCGCGACACAUUUAUGUCCCUCAUUCAUAACUCUAAAACAAUACCUGAAAUUCAAAAAUUUCACUAUUUAAAAGCUAGUUUAAAAGGUGAUGCUAAAGAGGUUAUUGAAAAUGUCGAGUUUUCGUCUAGCAACUAUCAUGUAGCAUGGGAACUUUUGUUACACAGAUUUAAUAAUACUAGGUUGAUUAUACAAAGUCACAUAAAGGCUAUUUUUUCUAUUCCACCUAUUACAAAGGAGUCUCCUGCUCAAUUAAAUAAAUUAAUUGACACUAUUUUAAAAAAUAUUCGUUCUCUAAAGAUUUUAGGCGAGCCGACGGAGAGCUGGGACGAUUUGAUUAUUUUUAUUGUCGUGUCGAAGCUGGAUCCCGCCUCAGAACGUGAGUGGGAACAGUAUAAAAAUACAUAUUAUAAAUUAAAUACAGAGGCUAAAAUACAUUUAAGUGACUUACUAGAUUUUCUUAAAGAGAAGGCUGACUUAUUAACUACACUUACUGUUAGCCACUCGAGUAAAAUUAGUCAUUCUAACUUUAAUAAAAAAUCUAAUUAUAAUCAUAAGGCAUCUAAAGUUCAUUGUAAUUUUACGGCCGAAAAUAGUAACGCAAAUAGUAAGUCGCAAAACAAAAAAGUACGCUCGCAGUUUGUUAAGUUGUGUUUUUUCUGUAACGGUCAACAUCCUUUGUACUCAUGUCAAAAGUUUCUGGAUCUUAGUGCACAAGAUAAAUUUAAUUUUAUCAAAGAUAAAAAAUUGUGCAUUAAUUGUAUGCGUUUCGGCCAUUCAGUGGAAACUUGUGUCUUUGGGGCAUGUAGAAAAUGCGAUCUAAAACAUAACAGUUUGAUUUGUGAUGCUGUUCAGUCGAAAAAUAAUACUGUAACUUUAACUACGAGUACUUAUGGACACGGUAUAAGUAAACUUCUUCCUCCCGUUUCAGUUAGCGAUCCCAGUGUAAACAGCUGUUGUCAAUUGCAGCCACACAAUAAUAUUAUGCACGCACACAACGAUUUAUAUGAUAAAGGAGAUGCGAUAUUUCACUCUGAUCAACUCGUCAUGUUGUCAACGGCUAUGGUCGAGGUAUGCGGACAAUCGGUUGGCCGUCCACUGACUGCACCUGUAACGGCCGAGGUACACGACGUGCCUGCUCAUUGCCUCACACGAUACCAGCGUCUUGAGCAAAUCCGACAGCAUUUUUGGAAGCGAUGGUCCCAGGAGUACGUGUCCGAGCUUCAGACGAGAAGUAAAUGGCAGCAGAACAAGGGAGCCCUCAAGGAGGACAUGCUGGUCCUCAUCAAGGACGACCACUUGCCGCCGAUGAAGUGGAAUGCCCUGACCCAGACCAGAACUCAACUCGACAACAAAAACCCAAUCCAAUCGGUGUUAUCCGACCCGUGCCGAAGGAUGCGUGGCUGGGGGAAGUCAGCCGUGAACGGAGGACCCUCGAUACCAGGCGACCUCGAGGUGUAA
Messenger RNA from Aricia agestis (brown argus), 2448 nucleotides. RefSeq lists its product as uncharacterized. The transcript is spliced from 4 exons. The coding region runs from base 532 to 2448 and encodes 638 amino acids. The record is from RefSeq and is a predicted model, not a curated record. NCBI's taxonomy places the organism in Eukaryota, Metazoa, Arthropoda, Insecta, Lepidoptera, Lycaenidae.